AUGACUUUAAAAAAGAAUGGUUACAGUUCAAGACAAAGAGCAUGGAAGCCGAAACCGAAUGCAACACAAAACACACCUUUCCAAUUGGAAAAGCGAGCUUUUCUUCCCUACAUUAAGGAGAUUUCGGGUGGAAUUGCAAGAAUUUUAGGCAAAUUUGGUAUAAAAACCAUAUCUAAACCACCAGCCAAAGUUCGACAGUUCUUAAGAACACCAAAGGACACAAUUCCCCUCCAAAAUCCAGGAGUUUAUUUGGUUCCUUGCAGCUGUGGUUUAUCAUACGUCGGAGAAACAAAAAGAGCGAUCAAAACAAGAUUAAAUGAACACGUAAAAGCUAUUCAAAACAAUGCAGUCACAAAAUCUGCAAUAUGUGAACACAUUGCUUAUAACGAUGAACAUUUUAUUAGGUUUGAUAAAGCCAAAUCGAUUGCCACAGAAAGGUUUUAUGUACCCAGGAUAGUAAGAGAAGCUAUAGAAAUAAAAAAGCACAAGAAUUUCAACCGCGAUUCUAGCUUCAAACUAUCGACAACAUGGGACCCACUGAUAAGCAAGCUUAAACCAACAAAAAUGAACAUAGAAGUAGCUGACGUCGUGAGCGUUGUGUGUACACAAGACCACACAAGUUCUAUUCAAGAAGAACCAAACCCGUCAUCACCCACUGCAAUAGAAAAUGCACCAACAACUACGCACAGGUACAACUUGCGUGCGCGAUCGAGAACAAACAACAACAUUUAA
This is a messenger RNA of Episyrphus balteatus (marmalade hoverfly), 732 nucleotides long. RefSeq lists its product as uncharacterized. The coding region runs from base 1 to 732 and encodes 243 amino acids. NCBI's taxonomy places the organism in Eukaryota, Metazoa, Arthropoda, Insecta, Diptera, Syrphidae. The transcript has a single exon. The record is from RefSeq and is a predicted model, not a curated record.